AUGACAAUCCUCAGGUCCUCCGGGCCUGUCCCCGUGGCUUCCCCAGCCACAGUGCUCCUGCCCCAGGCGGCUCCGCCGCGUUGCCCUCUCCAGCAUAAUGAUGCUGCCGCGCGGACUGCUCUGCGGCUUCCUGCGGGGACCCACUCCCACUGGAGCGCGCCACGGCGUCCGGGAGACGCUCCUCCAGGAGACGCGCUGCCGACUCCUCCUCCCGGCCCCCAGCGGGCCUGGGACGUGGCCUUCCUCGUGGCGCGACGGCGACUGGGGGUAACCCAGGAGGGGCUGACCUGGAGGAGAGUUUUCUGUUCCCCGAAUGCGUCCAGGGAUUCGGAGCCGGAACUGACCCUCCAAGACCAGCUGCGGGAGCUGCAGCAGCGGCGGGAGGAGGAGGAGCGACGGCGGCAGCGGCGAGGGGAGGAGAGGCGGCUGCAGAAGUUACGGGCCGGCCAGCAGGCCCUCCCGGACCGUGUGCCAACACUGCUGAGUGCUGGUGCACCGCCGGCGCGCCCUGCGCCUUCAGGUGAGCCAGGAACAGUUCCGGGGGUGGUGAGCGCCGCGCUGCGGCGGCCCGAGCCCGCCCUGGUGCUGUACAAGGUGGACCUGCUGGAUCUGCCCGACGCCCUGCUGCCCCACCUGCCCGCCCUGGUGGGCCCCAAGCUGCUGAUGGUGCUGGGAAGCAUGGUGGCCCUUAUGCCCCAGGACACUCCCGACUACCAGCAGCGACUCCAGGAGCGACUGUGGGACGACUAUCGGCGCCGGGCUCCUGCCGCCCCGCGGCUACCGAAAGCCACAACGUCUCAGCGGGGACCGGCCAUGGGACGGGGAGGACAAUGCGAAUCUUCCGUCCAAGAUCCGCAAGGUGCUCAGAGACGUGCCGGCGCAUCAGCGCCAAGAUCUCCGCGCUCCAGCGCUCCUGGCGCUACCGCGGCGACGUCUACCUGGUUGGCGCCACCAACGCUAAGUCCACUGUUUUCAAUACGCUUCUGGAGUCCGAUUACUGCAUCGUCAAGGGCGCUGAAGCUAUCUACAGGGCCACCACCUCCCCUUGGCCUGGUUAGCCUUGCGGCACCCAUCUCCUUCGUUUUCAGAAAAGUUGAAAACCAGUCAGCUUGGUUUACAGUUGUGGCUUCCAACUUUCUUCCUGUUUCGUUGGACAAGGUGGAUACUAUAUAUCAGAAGCACAUGGGUCAUGUGAAGGUUCCAAUGGGUGAAGAAAGAAUGGCAGGAUUUCCUCCUCUUGUUGCUUAA
Messenger RNA from Rangifer tarandus platyrhynchus (Svalbard reindeer), 1248 nucleotides. The record is from the annotation of a GenBank genome assembly. NCBI's taxonomy places the organism in Eukaryota, Metazoa, Chordata, Mammalia, Artiodactyla, Cervidae.